This is a messenger RNA of Brassica napus (rape), 1755 nucleotides long. RefSeq lists its product as uncharacterized. The record is from RefSeq and is a predicted model, not a curated record. The transcript has 4 exons. The coding region runs from base 398 to 1588 and encodes 396 amino acids. Lineage: Eukaryota; Viridiplantae; Streptophyta; Magnoliopsida; Brassicales; Brassicaceae.
UUUUGAAUUGGGGGAGUUGUGUAAACAAACUGAGCAAGGGAAAAAUAAAAGAGGGGGAAGGAGUAGAGAGAGAGAGAGAGGCAUUAUUCCAGGAAACAUUUAUUACAGUGUGUCCCCUUGGUUAUAAUUUAAUUUAAUUUUGGGCUAAAGAGAUAUUUAAUUUUCUGCGAAAAUAUAAAUGUUAUUGUUUUGCUCUUGUUCGAUUCGAUUCGAUGUGAUCCCGCGCCAACAAAGACUCUUUUCUUCUUCUACUCGUGAAAAUUCGAGAGAGAGACGAGAAAUAGAGAUAUACAGAAGAGCCGCAUUUGAAUUUACUGCUUCUGGGUCUCCUCCGAUUCCGACAAGUUUAGAAUUUUUAAUCGAAUCUUAGGUUUUGUCCCCAGAAGAAUUUGUGGGGAUGAAUUUGGGGGAAUUGAACAAGGUGUGGGAGAUAAAGGCGUUGAAGAAGAAACCGAAGGAAGAAGAAGCGAGGAAGAUUCUGGAGAAAGUGGCGAAUCAGGUUCAACCUAUUAUGACUCGACGCAAAUGGCGUGUCAAGCUUCUCUCCGAAUUCUGCCCAACGAAUCCAAGGCUAUUGGGAGUGAAUGUUAAUAGAGGCGUUCAUGUCAAAUUGAGGCUUCGGAGGGUAAACCACGAUGGAGAUUUCUUAUCCUACCACGAGAUCCUUGACACUAUGCUCCACGAGCUUUGCCACAAUGCUCAUGGUCCUCACAAUGCUAGUUUUUAUAAGCUUUGGGAUGAACUUCGAAAGGAAUGUGAGGAGUUGAUGUCAAAGGGUAUCACAGGGACAGGCCAGGGCUUUGAUGUUCCUGGCAAGCGCUUGGGUGGCUUUUCUCGUCAGCCUCCCCUCUCUUCUCUUCGCGUAACAGCAGCUAAAGCAGCUGAAAAGAGAGUGCGUGCGGGUAAUUUGUUACCCUCAGGACCUCAACGCCUUGGUGGUGAUAGCAGCAUUAUGUCAGAUCUUACCCCAAUCCAGGCUGCUGCAAUGGCUGCUGAAAGGCGUUUACUUGAUGACAUCUGGUGUGGUUCCCAGUCCGCAGAGGCUUUAGAAGACCAAGAGAAUUAUAGUGACGCAUGUGCGGAACCUGUUGUUUCGGUAAGGUCAGCAAAAAGAAGCAGUAGCUGCUCAAAUGCUACCAGUUCAUCAUGCCCUCCAUCUUCCUGGGGAUCAGAUGUCAUUGAUUUAACAGAGGAAGAAGCUUCUGAAAGUAGUAGAUGUAGUAAAAGAAGUUGCAACCCAGCUGGUGAUCAAGGUCCUUCGUCGUCCUCCAAAGAUGAACCAAUAUCUGGUGUUAUGAAAUCAUCAGAAACUUCACCAUCCACCAGUUACAAUGCAAACCAAGGCAGAGAAGAACCUGCAAUGUGGGAGUGUGCAGAAUGCACCUUAUUGAACCCGAUGUUGGCUCCAAUAUGCGAGCUAUGCACUGCGGCAAAGCCAAAGGAAAGAGAGAUGAAGCACAACUUAUGGUAUUGCAAGUUCUGCACGCUUGAAAACGAGGUGAAGCUGGAGAAAUGCGAGGCUUGUGGUCAGUGGAGAUACUCGUAUGGACAACCAUUGUCGACUCGUGCUCCUAAUGUCGGCACUUGAGGGAGUUCCUAGUGUUCUGCAUGGACUAAAAUUCCUGUCUUCGCCAUAUCUUUUUUGGCAACGAGCGAUGACAUGCUUCUCCAUGUUAUGUAAACCGAAUACCAAUUUUUUUUGUGGCUGCUAGGAUUAGACCUUUUUAACUCCAUUUGGUACAAAGAAUAUUUCUA